Messenger RNA from Nomascus leucogenys (northern white-cheeked gibbon), 6752 nucleotides. It is a transcript of the gene MDGA2, whose product is annotated as MAM domain containing glycosylphosphatidylinositol anchor 2. The record is from RefSeq and is a predicted model, not a curated record. Gene Ontology annotation, molecular function: protein binding. Gene Ontology annotation, biological process: homophilic cell-cell adhesion; nervous system development. The coding region runs from base 157 to 3252 and encodes 1031 amino acids. Gene Ontology annotation, cellular component: plasma membrane. The transcript is spliced from 17 exons. Lineage: Eukaryota; Metazoa; Chordata; Mammalia; Primates; Hylobatidae.
ACUUCGCCUCGCGGCUCCGCUUCCCAUCACCGCCCCCUGCUCCUUCCCGGCGUCUGCGAUCUUCCCAGGCACCCGGUGUGAGUGCGGCGUGCGUGUGAGUGUGUGUCACGGUAUCGUGUUGUGUGUGUGUGUGUGUGUGAGUGUGUGUGUGUGUGCAUGAGCGUGUGGAGUGCGGGGCUCCUGCGCUCCGCUCGCGGCCGCCGCCGGGGAAGGACAGACGGACGGCGCUUCUUCCUUCGGCGAGCGGUUCCCGGGCACCUCGGCUCGGCCCGGCCGCGAGUGGAGCGCGCCUGGCUGGCCGCCGGCCUCCGGAAGGUCCCGCCGCGUCCCCCCUGGGCUGGAUAUGUUCAUGUUCACGUGAAGAUGGAUUUACUGUACGGUCUCGUGUGGCUGCUGACAGUCCUCCUGGAGGGGAUCUCUGGCCAAGGAGUGUACGCUCCUCCCACGGUUCGUAUUGUGCACUCAGGCUUGGCCUGUAACAUUGAAGAGGAGCGCUACUCCGAAAGGGUCUACACUAUCCGGGAAGGAGAAACCCUCGAGUUGACUUGUCUAGUCACAGGACAUCCACGUCCACAGAUCAGGUGGACCAAAACAGCAGGAAGUGCCUCUGACAGAUUCCAAGACUCAAGUGUCUUCAAUGAGACUUUGAGGAUUACAAAUAUUCAGCGACAUCAAGGAGGCCGGUAUUACUGUAAAGCAGAGAAUGGCUUGGGGUCUCCAGCGAUAAAGUCAAUCAGAGUGGAUGUAUACUAUUUGGAUGAUCCAGUAGUAACUGUUCAUCAAAGUAUAGGCGAAGCUAAAGAACAAUUUUACUAUGAGAGAACAGUGUUCCUCCGGUGUGUUGCCAAUUCCAAUCCUCCUGUUCGGUAUAGCUGGAGACGUGGCCAGGAGGUCUUGCUGCAAGGAUCUGAUAAAGGAGUUGAGAUUUAUGAACCAUUCUUUACCCAGGGUGAAACAAAGAUCUUAAAACUGAAGAAUCUUCGACCUCAGGACUAUGCUAAUUAUAGCUGCAUUGCUUCAGUGAGGAAUGUAUGUAAUAUUCCAGAUAAGAUGGUGUCAUUUAGACUGUCCAAUAAAACAGCAUCACCGUCAAUUAAACUCUUGGUGGAUGACCCUAUAGUUGUAAAUCCUGGAGAGGCCAUAACAUUAGUAUGUGUUACGACAGGAGGAGAGCCUGCACCUUCUCUCACCUGGGUCAGGUCCUUUGGGACUCUGCCUGAAAAGACUGUUUUGAAUGGAGGAACUUUGACCAUACCUGCCAUCACCUCAGAUGAUGCUGGUACUUACAGCUGCAUUGCCAAUAAUAAUGUGGGAAACCCUGCGAAAAAGUCCACCAACAUCAUUGUGAGAGCAUUAAAAAAAGGACGAUUUUGGAUCACACCAGAUCCUUAUCACAAAGAUGACAACAUCCAGAUUGGCCGUGAGGUGAAAAUAUCUUGCCAGGUAGAAGCUGUUCCUUCUGAGGAGCUAACAUUUGGUUGGUUUAAAAAUGGUCGUCCAUUAAGAAGUUCUGAGCGGAUGGUCAUUACACAGACUGAUCCUGAUGUCUCUCCGGGAACAACAAACUUGGACAUCAUUGAUUUAAAAUUCACGGAUUUUGGGACGUACACAUGUGUAGCAUCUCUGAAGGGAGGAGGAAUAUCUGAUAUCAGUAUCGAUGUUAAUAUAUCCAGCAGCACAGUUCCACCCAAUCUGACUGUUCCACAGGAAAAAUCACCACUGGUAACCAGGGAAGGAGACACAAUAGAACUGCAAUGUCAAGUAACUGGCAAACCUAAACCAAUCAUCCUUUGGUCUAGAGCGGAUAAAGAAGUUGCAAUGCCUGAUGGAUCAAUGCAAAUGGAGAGUUAUGAUGGAACACUGAGGAUCGUGAAUGUAUCUAGGGAAAUGUCAGGAAUGUACAGAUGUCAGACCAGCCAAUACAAUGGAUUUAAUGUGAAACCAAGGGAAGCCUUGGUGCAGCUCAUCGUUCAGUAUCCCCCUGCAGUGGAACCAGCAUUCUUGGAAAUCCGGCAAGGACAGGAUCGAAGUGUCACUAUGAGCUGCAGAGUACUGAGAGCCUAUCCAAUACGGGUGCUGACCUACGAGUGGCGCUUGGGCAAUAAAUUAUUACGGACGGGUCAAUUUGACUCUCAGGAAUACACAGAGUACCCUGUGAAGAGUCUUUCCAAUGAAAACUAUGGGGUUUAUAACUGUAGCAUCAUAAAUGAAGCUGGAGCUGGGAGAUGCAGCUUUCUUGUUACAGGAAAGGCCUAUGCUCCAGAAUUCUAUUAUGAUACCUACAAUCCAGUAUGGCAGAACAGACACCGUGUUUAUUCUUACAGUCUACAGUGGACACAGAUGAAUCCUGAUGCAGUGGAUCGGAUUGUGGCAUACCGGUUGGGUAUCAGGCAGGCUGGACAGCAGCGUUGGUGGGAGCAGGAGAUUAAAAUAAAUGGGAAUAUUCAAAAGGGAGAAUUAAUUACAUAUAACUUGACAGAGCUAAUUAAACCAGAAGCUUAUGAAGUCCGACUGACUCCUCUCACCAAAUUUGGUGAAGGAGAUUCAACAAUUCGUGUGAUCAAAUAUAGUGCUCCUGUAAAUCCUCAUUUGAGAGAAUUUCAUUGUGGAUUUGAGGAUGGUAAUAUUUGUUUGUUCACUCAAGAUGAUACAGAUAAUUUUGACUGGACAAAACAAAGUACAGCAACAAGAAAUACAAAGUAUACUCCUAAUACAGGACCUAAUGCUGACCGCAGUGGCUCCAAAGAAGGUUUUUAUAUGUACAUUGAGACAUCACGACCCAGAUUGGAAGGCGAAAAGGCGCGACUUCUCAGCCCUGUUUUCAGCAUAGCUCCCAAAAACCCUUACGGACCCACAAACACUGCAUAUUGUUUCAGCUUCUUUUAUCACAUGUAUGGACAACAUAUAGGUGUCUUAAAUGUUUAUCUACGUUUGAAAGGGCAAACAACAAUAGAGAAUCCACUGUGGUCUUCAAGUGGGAAUAAAGGACAAAGAUGGAAUGAGGCUCAUGUUAAUAUAUACCCAAUUACUUCAUUUCAGCUCAUUUUUGAAGGUAUUCGAGGUCCUGGAAUAGAAGGUGACAUUGCUAUUGAUGAUGUAUCAAUUGCAGAAGGAGAAUGUGCAAAACAAGAUCUAGCAACUAAGAAUGAAUGUGAAGAACAAAGGGGCAAUCAGAAGAAGUGCAAAGCAAUCAGACUUAUUGAGAUGGUAAUAAAAUGUGUAUCUCAAGUGGGUUCUGGAUCAUUCACGUAAACCAACAAACAAUUUGAAUCAAUGUUUUUCACUACAGAUCAUAUGUUCAGUUGCUUUAAUUGAAAGUAAAUGGAUAAAAUGCAGAAAUUUUAAAAGAUUGGGAUAAGUGAAAUGUAAAUUUUUUAAGUAGCCUCUUCUUUAAUAUUAGUAAAAAUAAUGAAACUUUUAAAACACUCAUUUAGCAACUGCCUUCCUUUUCCUAAUUUUUUUGUAUUUAUUAUGAACUGGACUCACCAACAUAUUUUUCCUUUUCCAUUUUGAUAACACAUUUAAAGUGUAAUUGAUGCCAAUAUUUUUUGUUCUUUUAUAGAGAGGCACCAGGCAAUGGAGUUUUUAAUGUUGUGGAAGAAAGAAUAUACCAUGUAAUCUCUUACUGCCAGUAAUUGAUCCUAAUUACUUUGGAGUAUUAUUCUAUUUCAUGAGUUCAAGAAUGCUUGUCUCUCUAGGUGUUAACAUCUCUGCAAUUGGGCCUAUUUUAAUUGCAAUUGGCAGCCUUUCUUUGUAGUGAUAUAUAAAAUGCAUCAUAGAUAUAAUGAAAUUCACUAAAGUCACUAACAUUGCCAGAAGUGCCAAACAAUGCCUAAUAUUACUACUUUUCAACAAACCCUGAACUGAGAAGAAAACACCCAACCAUAUUUGUGAGAUUGACAUCAAAUGCUCAUUGACUAUGCAGUAUUGGAAAAGAAUGUAAUUUUUAUUUUGUCCGUUUUAAAAAUCUGAGUCCUCUCUUAAGUACAUUAUAUACAUACCUAGGUACACUCUUUUUUUUUCCCUGCUGCGUGUUUUUUAAUUCUACCACAAAUCACAAUAUGCUAUAUAUCCCUGUUUAAAAUGUUUCCUCCUUCCGUGUUAUUCACAGUACUUUGUCCCAAGUUUGGCCUGCCAUUAACUUUUCUUUAAGAGAUUUGAAAGAUGCAUGGUACACCACAAUGUCAUGCAAUCGGCUAAACUAAAGGUAUUUCAUUUCACACAUAUCACAGAAUUGACUUCGGCAUGGCAAUGAAUUAUGAUAAUUAUAAUACUGAGAAUUACAACCCAGCUAGUCAGUUACAUCAUGUAAUAGAGUAAAAGCAAUUCAAUUCUUUUGUAUUUUAAAAUAUGAUGAAAUACAAAUUACAACUGUAUUAACUUUUCACCAAACAUGCAUUUUUAUUUUAAAAACUUUAUAAUAAACAUAUAUGUCAAUAAAAUGUGUAACUUGAAGAACAAUUAAUUCAUUUAGUUAUGUAAUUAAGACUGUAUGAACCUGGCUGUGGUGUUGUACAUGAUCAAUUUUUCUUUGCUCUGAUUAGUGAUUUGAAAGAUGGUGAUGGAAUAAUCUGAUUUUUAUAGACUGUUUUCCAAGUAUUCUUGUGAAUGCGUAUUAUUUACCACAAAACUUUUUUUUUUUAACGUGCCUUUCAAAGAUCAGGGCCAAUCAACAGACAUUUAAGCUGGAAAAUCUUUACCCCAAAUUAAUUUGCUUCUUGGUUGAUGACUACGUUUUACUAAUUGUUUCAUCUGUGUCUCACCAAAGCAGAAGGUACACUCUUCUUGCAACUGGGUAGUUGACGUCAAUGAGGAGUUAUUGCAUUUUCUGUGAAAACAAUAAAAUCAUAGGGUUCAAUCGCAAGCUAUUUCCUUUCCUACAGUGUUCCCUUUGUGGCUAACUAGUUUAUUAGUUUUCUUAGUGCUCAUUUUUAAAAAGCAAUGUCUAGCAUUUUCUACAUCUGUGUAGGAGAAAAGCUACCACAGAAUGAUCGGAACUUUUUUCAAAUCUAAUAUAAAAUGUUCUUUGCCGAAUAUCCACAAUAUUUAUCAGUAAAUAUGUAUGUUGUUAUUACAUAGAAAAAGAAAGACUAAAGACUUGAAAUCUGUAUGUGAACUAUGUCGGUUCUGAAUCAAUCCAUAUGUUCAUGUCUGCUUAGAAAAAGAAGCGAGGCUUAGAGAGGGAGAAAUAUUCCAUAUAUUUGUAUAUGGAUGACUUUAUUAACAUAUUAAUUUAAAGCUUAAUAAAUUAUGAGUGGUGAUAUCACUACCCUGAACCUACAUUGAAUAUAUUGAAAUUAGGGAACUGGAAUCCAAAAUGUUGAGUAGGGCAGAGGUUAAACCCUGGGUAGAAACUGAAAUAGUUUUCUCAAGGAAAUAUUUACAACUGAUUGAAUUUAAUUUCAAUUGUACUAAUUUUCCAUAAGUUGAGCUAAAGUGUAUUCUUAUUUUUCAAUAAAACAAUGGGAAAUUCUAUAAAAUAGGGAUUAACUUGUUAGUUUCAGUUCGUUUUUGUAUGGCUCUUAAUUGUUGUCCUGGGUUUCCAGGAUAUCAUUUUUAUUUCUUGAGUCUCAGCAAUAUAUUUACAUGUGUAAGUUUAAUCGAAUAUACAUUGUGUUAAAUUUAUAUUGAAUAUUAGUUUCACUUGAAAUCUCAAAGUUUAGAUUUAAUUUCAUUCCUUUUGAUAUUUUCUUCCUGCUAAAUAGUUUCAGAUAGCUGUAUGUUAUUUUCCCUUGGAUUUUUUUUCAAUAAAUGAAAUUAUGUUAAAUACUCUGUUAGUGUUUUGGGGAAAUUUCUGCUGUCAAUAGCACUCAAGUUAGAAACAAAAAGAUUUUUAGAAGAGCAAUUAUGUUUGCAAUUUAAGAUGAAAAUGCCAUCAUUUCUCUCACUAUUGAAAAGCUUUUAUGGACUCAACACUGCAGUGAGCACAAUUAGCCCAUUAAGAUAUGUGUGGAUUUUUACAUCCUUUCUAAGGGAUCAUUUAUAAGAUUGUGUUAAACAAACAGGCGCUAAAAUCUUCCUGAAUUAAUGUGAUUUAAGAAUUAUAACUCAGUUUAGUAACUAUGGACUUCUGUAUGAUAUGUGAAAUAAUUGCGGUUUAAUGGUGCUAAUAUUAAUCAGGAAGAUAGUUUUAAUCACAUAUUUCAUGGGGACACUAGACUAAAUGUGAGUUUUCUGGGAGAAACAAAUAAUAUUGCUUGACAAGGAUUGAAUGAACCAAAGUAUAAAGGGAAUUCUAAGAAUUAACUUACUUAUAAUUGUUUCCCUACUGACAUUUUAGCUUUAUUUUAUCUUUAUUUUUGGUAUUAUGUAUCUAAAUAAACCUAAGAAAUUUUGGAAAUGCAGAUGCAGUUAACAUUAACAGACUCAUUAACAGUGUUCAAAAAUCAACCCCCCAACUGCUUUCUAACUGUGUGUUAAUUGCUGUUUAUUUUUCAUAUGCUAUUUUAGUUGAAUUAAGGAUCUUACCUAUAUUUGUAUUUCCGGUAGUCUUUAGUUGUCUACAUACUUGCUUCCCAAAUGAAACUGUAACCUCUUCCAUCACAAGGAUGUGUCAUUCACAUCUUCAGCAGUCUCUGUUGAACCUAGGUAUAUGGUAAGUCAUGGUUCUAUGGAGACUACUGACUUAAUGAUUAUUGAAAUAAUUUAUGAUUUAGAGCCAUAUUUAGACCAGAACUUAUUCAAUUAGCCUAGAAAUGAGCAGCAGCUUCAUCUUUCACUAAUAAAAUCAAUGUAAUUUCAUAGACAGAAGA